AUGGCCAAAGUCUUCCUCACGGGUGCCUCUGGGUACAUUGGCGGACAAGUUUUACGUGAACUUUCCCGGAGCAAGACAAAAUUCUCCAUACGGGCUCUAGUAAGAGAUCCAAAAAAGGCGUCGGCCAUUAAAGAGGUCUUCCCGGAUGUUCGAGCCGUAAUUGGCGACCUUGACAACACCGAGCUGCUGAUCAGGGAGACUGCCGAUGCAGCCAUUGUGCUACAUCUUGCUGCUACUGGGCAUCUCAACAGUCUAAUCGCAUCAGCAGCAUAUUGGAUCCAAGUCUCAGGAGCUAGCGCCCUCGCUGCAGGAGAGCUUGCUUCCCCUUCAUUCAUUCCCGGGUCUGCCUCUGAGGCCGUCUUCAAUGACUACCAUGACGUGGCUGACGUCCAGUCCAUCAUACGGAAGCAUCCUGCUCGAGCUGUAGACAACUACAUCCUUGACAAUGUGUCAACCGACACGAAUAUCAGGACGGCACUGGUGUUUCCCCCUAUAAUCUAUGGGCUAGGCGAGGGCCCCUUGAAUCAGCGCAGCAUCCAGAUUCCAUCACUUGCCUCUGCAACCAUUAAGCUUGGGCACGGAAUCAGGGUUGGUUCCGGCGAAAAUCGUUGGGGCAAUGUUCAUAUCAGAGAUGUGGGACGAAUCUUUUCCACUCUUGCAGAGGCAGCUGCCAACGGUCGCAAUGACGAAGGUUUGUGGGGUCAGAAUGCUCUCUAUCUCGCCGGAGUCGGUGAAGUAAAUUUUGCCGAGAUCUCGGCCAGAGUUGCCGCUGCGGCUAAACAUCAAGGACUGAUCGCUUCUGACAAGGUUGAAGAGUUGAGGCAAGACCAGUACGAUACUGUCCUCCCUCAUGGCAAGGUUCUAUUUGGCACCAAUGCACGAGGUCAGGCUACAAGAGCCAGAAGGUUGUUAGGUUGGGUGCCGAGGGAGAAACCUUUGGAGAAUGAUGUUGAACGAACCAUUUCAGAGGAGAACAGGCGUGGUAAUUACUAA
Messenger RNA from Metarhizium brunneum ARSEF 3297, 993 nucleotides. The record is from RefSeq and is a predicted model, not a curated record. Lineage: Eukaryota; Fungi; Ascomycota; Sordariomycetes; Hypocreales; Clavicipitaceae.